AUGUCCGCAUCAAUAAAAUCCAUUGCAAACACAAUCAUUAUCCCCGAAAGAAUCCUCACUCGUGAUGAAAUCCAUCCCACCACUCCCCACCACCAAGAACAAUUCGAACUCACAGACCUCCCAAACAAAGACGAAGUAGUCAUCAUCGAAUAUGAUUCCGACGCCGAAUCACCAACCGCUCAAGACACAUCCAUGCGUAGAAGAAACACCCAUGGUGGUGCUGGCGCACCUAGUCAGCACUCCAUGGAAUCACGGGCAUUAAUGUAUGGAUCUGAAUCUAAUCCCAAUACAUUCCCCGACGGAGGUCUAGAGGCAAACUUAGUCCUCUUGGGAAGUUUUAUUGGCUUGAUUGCCGAUUUCGGAAUUGCGAAUUCCCUAGGAGCGAUUGAAUCAUAUGUUUCAUAUCAUCAAUUAAGUAAUAUUUCAAAAACUGAUGUCGGUUGGGUAUUUGCAUUACAUUUAGGGGUGAUGUAUCUUGGUGGUGUAUUCUUUGGGGAGGUUUUCGAUCGAUUUGGUGCUAAGAGACCCUUGAUUGUGGGCACGUUGUUUAUGUGUCUGGGAUUAUUUUGUACUGCCGAAAGUAAGACUUUAUAUCAAUUUGUAUUGAGUUUUUCGAUAUUGACGGCGAUUGGGACAAGUGUGGCGAUGUCGCCGUUGAUUGGGGCUUUGAGCCAUUGGUAUUUGAAAAAAAGGGCGAUGGCAUGUUCGAUAGCUACAAUUGGGGGAUUGGUUGGUGCUUCUGUGUUUGCGGUUAUGUUACAGAGAUUAUAUGAAACUGUGGGGUUUAAAUGGGCCAUUAGGAUUUUAAGUUUUAUUUGUUUGGCUUGUAUGUCAGUUUCGAUAGUUUUGGUUAAGGAGAGAAGAGCUAAUGAUGAGCUGCCCACAUCUUCAGAUGAUGAACAAGAACUUGAAUAUCAAAUUGUUGAUCCAGAAGAAGUCGAAACAAAAUCCCGAAUUCGACAUUGUAUUCAUUUUCUAAAAGGGGCAUUAGAUUUUUCAAUAUUAAAAGAUUCAAGAUUUGUUCUGUUAACAUUAGGAGUGUUUUUAAUUGAAAUCGUAUCAAUGACAACCUUAACCUAUCUAGCAUCCUACGCAUUAGCAUAUAAUAUCAGUGACACUAGAGCUUAUCUAUUAUUAACAAUAGUCAACCUAUGUGGAAUCCCAUCUCGAUUGAUCUCCGGUAUAUUAGCUGAUAAAUAUGGUAGAUUCAAUGUCAUGAUUGUUACAUCAAUCUUGACCACAUUAAUCAUCUUUGCAACUUGGUUACCGGCAAAGGGAAAUAUAUCAUUAUUAUACAUAUUUGGAGUAUUAUUCGGUAUAUCUACAUCAGCAGUCAUAUCGUUAAUUCCAGCAUGUACGGGUCAAAUUUGUUCUCUGGAACAAUUUGGUAAAGUUUAUGGAACUUUGUAUUUCUUUUUGGGAUUUUUGACUAUUUUAGGGAUGUAUUUUGCUUCAUUGGUAAUUGGAACGGGGUCACAAGAUCAUUUUCGAAAAUUUGUGGUGUUUGAAGGUGGGUUGUCUGCUACUAGUAUUGUAGUUUGGUUAUAUGCUAGAUAUGCUGCUGUUGGAUGGAGAUGGUGUAAGUUUUAG
Messenger RNA from Hemisphaericaspora subhashii, 1590 nucleotides. RefSeq lists its product as uncharacterized. Gene Ontology annotation, cellular component: fungal-type vacuole membrane. Gene Ontology annotation, molecular function: transmembrane transporter activity. The transcript has a single exon. Lineage: Eukaryota; Fungi; Ascomycota; Pichiomycetes; Serinales; Debaryomycetaceae. The coding region runs from base 1 to 1590 and encodes 529 amino acids. The record is from RefSeq and is a predicted model, not a curated record. Gene Ontology annotation, biological process: transmembrane transport.